CCCUUUCGACGUGUUUAACAUAAAACUUAAGCUAUUCCAACACUGCGCUGAGGUGGUACAUAAGUAUAUAUGUUUUUUUUUUUUUUUUUUUGCCUUUUCUUUUCUCUCUCGCUUAGCUAUGUUAUUACAAAAUAGCAUCUCCUUCGUUAUGCCAUGAUAUAAUUAAACAUCCGUCAGGAAUUCGAAAUCGGCAUUUUUUUUCUUUUGCAAAAAUUUGUUUUUUUUUUUUUAACUGUUUAGCUGAACAGAAAUCCCUUUUCGCAUCUUCAGCCCCCUGUGGAAAACCAUGUAUAAAAAGGUAUACGUAAUCGACUGCAAGGGACACCUGCUGGGAAGGUUGGCCUCGAUAAUCGCCAAGGAGCUUCUGAACGGCCAGAGGGUAGUCGCCGUGAGGUGCGAAGAUAUAAACAUAUCGGGCAGCCUUUACAGAAACAAACUCAAGUACCAGGAAUUUCUAAGGCUGCGAACGAACACGAACCCUAAGAAGGGACCCCUACAUUUGAGAGAGCCCUCCAAAAUCUUGUGGAGAUGUGUAAGAGGAAUGCUACCACAUAAAACGUACAAGGGAAAAAUUGCCCUUAAAAAACUGAAGGUAUUCGUAGGCAUGCCAUACCCAUAUGAUAAAAAGAAAAAGUACGUCCUACCAAGUGCUUUGAGAGCAUUCAGAUUGAAGAAGCACAGAAGAUACUGUCGUCUGGGAACGUUAAGUUCGAGAGUGGGUUGGAACUACGACGAAUUGGUGAAGAAAAAUGAAAUAUCAAGAAAAAAGCUGAGCAAGUUAUAUUACAAAAAGAAGGUGAGUGUGUUGAAUGAGAAGAAGGAGUUAAAGACGGAGGCGCUGAAUAUGAUAAAUCCUGAGGAGCGCAAGGUGUUAGAAAAUUUUGGCUACGCGUAGGGAGCAAGGCAGCAUGAUGCGAGUGUGCGCUGUGUGUACGGGAGGGCAGUCUGCAUGCAGCACCACGUAUGUUACGUGCGUGCGCUUGUACACGGGUGCGCAGUUUGUGUGUGCGCAUGUGCGUGUGUAUUUUUUUUUUUUUUUUUUUCAUUUUGCAUGCCACCUAUCACCGAGAGAGAUUAAAAAGGGAAAGGAACUCUUUUUUGGCCAACGGGACCGAAGUUUUUACCAACGCAGGUGUAUCUAUAUGCUGUAUAUCUUUAUGUAUGUGCAUCCCUGGACUUGACCGGCACAACUGACCCACCUCAUAUGCCAGUGGAAAAUUCCUUUUAAAUAAUCUUUUAAAAAUAAUUAAGUAGC
Molecule: messenger RNA, 1255 nt
Organism: Plasmodium vivax (malaria parasite P. vivax)
Lineage: Eukaryota; Apicomplexa; Aconoidasida; Haemosporida; Plasmodiidae
Product: 60S ribosomal protein L13a, putative
Exons: 2
Coding region: 287-895 (202 amino acids)
Biological process (GO): negative regulation of translation; translation
Cellular component (GO): ribosome; cytosolic large ribosomal subunit
Molecular function (GO): structural constituent of ribosome; mRNA binding
Source: RefSeq, a predicted model, not a curated record